Messenger RNA from Paramecium pentaurelia, 12705 nucleotides. Lineage: Eukaryota; Ciliophora; Oligohymenophorea; Peniculida; Parameciidae. The record is from the annotation of a GenBank genome assembly.
AUGGGCUGUUGUUAUAAUAAAGUUACCAAUGAAAUUCAAAACCCUGAAUAAAAUACGUCAGAUCAAUACUAAAAUCAUAAAACAUAAACUACAAAAUAGAAAUAAUAUAUGUAAAUUAAAAAUAAUCCAACUGAUUCAGAUUAAGAGAUACUCUUUAGUGAAAAUUAAAAAUAAAUACAUUUUAAUUCAUAAAAUUCUAAUUCUAUUGAACCUUAAUAUAUAUUAAAAGAUGAAAGUGUAUAAAGGUAAAAAAUACUAAAUUUAUUAUAUUCUAGUCCUAAAACUCAAUAAUAAUACUAAUUAAUAGAUGAAUAAUAAAGUGAAAAUGAAAGUUGUCAUUAAUUUUAUUUAGAAUAAGGUAUUAUAAUACUUGUAAUUAUUAAGAUUCUUAAACAGCUCCAGAAACAAUUAAAUAGUUUAUAUAAAGAAUGAGAUUACAAAAAUAGUAAUAGAAAUAAAACUCUAAUGAAUAAAUUAAUAUUAUUGAAGAAGUAGAAGGAUUAAUACAUACCAAAUAAUUAAAAUUAGAUUCUCUUAAUGUAAAUUAAUUAUUAAUAAUAUUUAAGGAAAUUUGUCAAAAAUACAAUUAAUCUAUAAUAGAUGUCUUAUCUUUAAUGAAUUAUUAAAAUUAUUAUUUAAUUGAAUUAAUCCUCAUUUACAUAGAUGAUUAUGAAAUAAUUCAAUAUGUAUUACUAAAUCAUAAUUUACCAGAUGGAUAGAUUUUAUAAGCCACUGCUAUUAGAUUGAUUAAUAAAAUGAAACCAUUUUUUAGUAGCAAAUAAAAAAUAGAAUAAACUAUAAAAUUUAUCUAAUCAAUAUAAAAUUCAUAGGAAGUAAUUCGUAUAUUAAAUCAGUUGCAAUUUGUAAAUAUUGAUUCAUACAUAAAUAUGAAAGAUUAAAUUUAAUUAAAAUUAUUUGGAUGUAUUAGUAAACUUAUAUAAUUAACUGAUAAUCCAUCAAAACUAUUUUACUAUUUAAUUUAUAAAUAAGCUAAAAAGGAAUAUCAAUUUCAAAAUUUAAUUGUAUCUAAAUCAAUACCAUUAGGAUAAAGUACUGUCAAGAUGGUUGAUAAAGUUGUUUUACUCCAUUUAUAAUUUAAUAUAUUCCAUUAAAUUGCACUUUAAUAAAAAUGGGAUUUAUUCUUGUAAUAUUCUAAUGAUUAUUAUUUGAUGCCAAAUAUUUCUUAAAUCACACCAAUUAUGAUGUUAUUUCAAACAGCUCCAUUUCAUGUUAUAAAUCAAUUUAUUACUCUAUAUCCAUAUUAUUUAGAAAAAUCAUUACAUUUUUCAACAAAUAAAGGCAAAAAUUUAAUCCAUUGUUUUUGUAUAAAUAAAUCCCAAAGAUCUAUCGAUGAAACCAAAUCCAUUAUUGAUAAACUGAAUGAAUAUUAAGAUUUGUUAAAAUAAUUAUUACUCUAACCUUAUAAUGAAUAGAUUCCAUUAGUUUUAUAUUUAGAUUCUUAAUUGAAACCUUAAGAUAUAAUCAUUUAAUUCUUAAGUUAAUAUCUAUAAAAAGAAUUUGAUUUCUAUCAAAUCUAUUUAGAAGUAUUAAAAUCUGUAAUUGAAAGAAAUAAAUUAGAUUGGAAGAAAUAAAGAAUAAAUCCAAGUAUUAAAUACUUUUAUUCAAUUUAAAAUAAAAAAACACCAAAAAGAUUCAUAAUUAAAAACUAUGAAGAAUAGAAUUAUGAAAUAUUUGAUAUAUUUUAUUUUCAGUACAUCUAGGUUGCAAAAUAAUUGAUAAAACAUUAAUUCAAAAUUAAAUUAAAUUGGAUUAAUAAUUUCGAUGUACAUUCAACUCAUUAUCCAUAUGAAUUCAGUGGUAUUGUGAGACCACUAUUAAUUUAAUUGAUUUAAUACAAUUAUUUUGAUUUGGUUAAAAAAUAAGUUGAAUUAAUGAAAUCAUAUUAUUUACAAUAAUUUGAAAAUGAUAAUAAUUAUGAUAUCAAUAUUAAAUCACAAUUCAUAUCCAAAUUAAUCUAAAUAAUCUAAUAAACAUAAGAUAGAUCUUAAUUAAUACCUAUAAUUAAUACUAUUAACGAUUCAAUAAAAUCAAAUCCUUAAUUAUUAAAUAUUCCUUUACAUGGAUACUUUGAUGCUAGAUCCAAAUUUAAUAAUUCUCUAAAUGGAAAUUCUGAUCCAAAAUUAUAUUACUUUGAUUGUAUUUAUAAUCAACUUAUAAAUUUAAAUGAUAGAUAAUUUGAUUAAUGUUUUAACAUUUAAUAAUUAUAAUAACAAAAUGAAAGUACAAAUUUAUUAAUUAUUCGAAAACUCUUUUUAAAUCAUAAACUAUUAUAAGUAAAUGAUGAAUUUAUUAAUUUAAUUUAUAAGAAUAUUCCAUUUGUAGCUAACUUUUAAUUAGAAAUUGAUACUUCUGAUGAAAAAACAAAAUAACCAAAAAAAAAAGGAAAAAAAGUAAAAUCUAAAAAAAAUUAUCAAAAAAUUAAUCAUACAUAAAGAAUUGUUUUAGUAUUAAAAACAUUUAGUGAUAAUCAAGAUCGAUAAUAUAAUUUUAAAGAAUUUAUUUAGUUCUUGAAAAUAAAAUAGUAUGAAUACACUGUAAAUAAGUAAAAUUUAUUUGAUAGAAUAUGUAAUUUAAAUUAAGAAAAAGAAGUCUAAACUUUAAUUAAACUAAAUUCACAUGAUAACUUUCUCAAAUAACCAUUAGGCUUGAAAUCAUAAAUUAAUUACUUAGAAUUUAGUAAUAAUGCUUUAAGUUAAUCAUUGUACAUUUAUGCAAGAGAUUUUUAAUUAAAUUUUAAUUUUGCUCUUAAAAAAGAUAAAUAAAGCAAAUUUACUAUUUUUACUAUUUAAAGAGAUCAAAUUGAAAACUAUUAUAAUUAGGCAUAAGCUGGUUUUAAUCCAAAUAUAAUAGUGUAUCCAAAAGAAUAUCCUGUUACUAACAACUAUAAAGAAAAGGCUAUUUUUUAUACUCUCAAAAAUCGCAAACCUUUUAUUGUAUCAUUGAUAACAAUAUAGGAAUGUUAUGAAGAUUUAAAAUAACAUAAUUUUUUUCCUAAAAAAAAUUAAGAAGAUGUACUUUAUAAAUUAUCAUUAAAAGAUAUUAUACAGAAUAAUUCAUUUUAGAAUUUAAAUUAUGUUUUAAUGAAUACUAAUUUUAAUCAUUUAAUAUUGGCUUAUAUUUUGGUUCAAGAAUAUUUCCCUUUUGGUUAUAAUUAUAAGGAAAAUGAAAAGGAAAUAGAAAAAUUUAAUGAAACCUUAAUAAAAUUAUUUGAAAAUAUAAACAUAAUAACAUGCAAUUAAAAUGAAAAACCUUUUUAAUUGAGUUUAUAGAGGAGUUGUUAUCUUUUUUAAUUUAUUAAUUUGAAGUCUUUUAGGAUGAUUAAAUCAAAUUUAGUAAAUACAAUUAAACAUAGUCAUUUAAUAGAGGUUAUACUUUCAUGUAGAUAUAAAGAUGUUAUUAUUGAUUUUAUUAGUGAUAUGUAAGAGGAUUUAAUAGAGAAACUUGGAACUUCAUUAAUUAGGAUAUGUACUAAUGAUAAUGAAUUGAAGACUAUACUCUUAUCUAGAAUUUUAGAAACUAAUCUACAAAAAAGAACAUUAAAUUUAAUGAAAAUUAUGUUUUUAUAGGCUUUCGAUUAGAAACCACCAUUAAAUUUUAAUUAGAUAUUUGAUUAUCUUAAAUUAGAAGGAUCAAAUGAUCGAAUAAAAUUAAUACAACAUUUAUAUGGAAAAGCUUAUUUGAAUAAAGAUGAGAAUACAUUAAAUCGUUUAUUAGGAUUGUUGGAGUAAGAUGAAGAGAAAAUUAAAUAUAAGAUGAAUUUUAUGUUAGGUACACAUUUUAGAAUUGAUACUGAAUACAUUAAUUAUUUAUUGGCUUUAAAACAUAAACCUUUUUUUGUUUUGAAUUGUCAAUAAUAUAAAAAAUAUUUACUUUAAAAUAAAUUUGAUAUAACAAAAUUAAGCAAUGAAUAUUUAUUAUGUUUAAGAGAAGGAUUGAAUGAGAAAAUAGAAAUAUUGAAUAAAUUAAUUGGUUCAUUUGAUAGAGUUUAAAAUAAGGAACAUUUCUGUUAAAUUUUAGGAAUUAUUUUAAUAGAAGCUAAAGUUUAACCAUAUAAUGAAUCCUUAUUGGAUAAUUAAAUAGAUUUUCUAAAAGAAGAAUAACUUUAAUAUUUAAAGAAAACGGAUAGAUAUUCAUUUUUUAGUUAUAAUUAACCAUAUACUUUAGAAAGGAAACAAUUAAAAUAAAAAGAUUCAAUUGUAACUAUAACUAAAAAAGCAUAAUAAUUAUUUGAUUAUUCUAAGAAAGUUAUUAAUAAUCAAGUUAAAAAGCAAGAAUAUAUUAAUAAUUUAGAAUCUUAAUUGAUUUAUAAAUAAGAUUAAGCAUAUUCAAAAUAAAAUUAAAAUUAUAAUUGUUUAUUUUAAUCAAGUAGGAAUUCACAAUCAUAAAAUUAUGAGAAAUGUUUUGAGAUUGUAUAAAAAUGGGCUAAUUAAAAAAAUUUGAUUUAAUUAUCUCCUUUUUAUGAAAUGAUGUAUGCUCUUAGAUAUCCAAAUAAAUAAUAAGUUCAGUAAAAAGAAUAAUUAGUAGAAAUAUUAAUAAAACACUUUUUAUUAAAAAAGAGUGGGCCUAAAUUUUUAGAUAAAAAAUCAAAAGAAUAUAUAGAUUUAUUGAAAGUUAAUUGUUUAAAUUUUAUUAAUAAAUAUAUGAUGGAUAAUUUUAUCAAUAUACGUCCUAAAAUGUAAGAAUUAUUUGUAUCUGAAUUAAUAUGUGAAGAUAGGAAAUAUCAUCCAAGUAAUAAUGAUUUAAAUUAUAUUAUGAUGAAUAUGAAAUAUCAGAAUAUUAAAUUGGUACCAAUUAUGAAAAAAAUAUAUAAAGGAUUAUAGAAAAUCAAAUUCAAUUCAGCUACAUUAUUUUAUUCUAAAAAUGAAGUUAAUAUUUUACAAAAACCUUAUUAUGAUGUAAGUCAUAAAACAUUUAAUUAAAGAAUGGAAUUCUUCAGUAAAUUUAUAAGUGGAGUUGGUGCUAAUCUUGCGAAUCUUACAUCAAAUUAAGUUUUCUUGAUUUAUGGUAAACAUAAUCAUAUUUUAUCAAAACAAUAAUUUAGUUAUGAAAACUUAGUUCUUGCUUUUAUUAGUGGAAAUAUUGAAACUAUAAUUUAUAUUAUAUAACUUCAUCAAUAACCAAGUAAACUUGUUUAUGAAUAGAAUAUCUUUUAAUUAAUUAUAAUAGGUAAUUAUAGUGAUAAUCAUAUUAUAAAAUUCUAUUAUCAAUAUAUUAAGGAUUAAGUCAAAUAAACAAACAGAAUUUUCUAAAUUGAUAAUUAACCAAUUCUAUAUUAUUUAAUGUUAAUGAGAAGACAAAUAUUGUUUGAAGAAAUUUAUUUACCAUUUAUGAUUUAAAUUCAUGGAGAGAGUAAGGCUAUUAAAAUUCUAAAAAAUGAAUUAUUGUCUAAUUAUAUUAAUAAUAAUGAUAAAGAUAUAAUUUGUUAAGAUAAUAAUAUGUUUGAUAUAUUAAGUCUGGCAUUAAUGAGAAAAAACUAUUUUAUUUUAAAUUAUUGUUCAAAUAUCAUUAAUCCUUAACAUUUAACAUUAAUUAAACAUUUUGAUAUUAAUUACUUUCAAUCAAUAUAACUUUAAAAUAAUAAUACUCCAUUUUCCAAAUUUAUAGAAUUAUAUUAAAAUAAUCUACCUUUAUGUUGUACUUAAUUAGAAUUAAAAUAAUGUAAAAAGACUAAUUUUAAAUCAUAACAUAGAAAUUAAUAAAUACAAUAACUCAUAAAAUAUGAAUAGGCUUGUAUCAAUUACAUAUUUAACUUGAAUGAAGUUUAUUAUUUUCACAAUAAAUCUUUGACUAUAUAGAUGGCAUUAGAUAAAUGGACUAUGUUAGUUAAAUAUUAAUUUAAUCCUACUCUUUUACGAUAAGUCUUAAAAGAAUAUAGAUAACCUGAUGGAUCAAUUAAUUUGUAACAGGAAAAAUAUCGGAUGAUUCUUGAAUAAUGCUAAAAAUACACCUUAUUUAAAAAUCCAAUUUAUGAUGAACUUGCUGCUAUUAAUCCUAAAUUGUUCAUUGAAAUUACAAAUCCUGUAUUUUUCACUAUUUCAACAGUGAUUGUAGUUAAUCAUGCUUUAUACAAAACUCCUGUAUUAAAUAAGUAUGUCUAAUAUCAUUAUUAUAAUCAAUUUUAGGAAUCAUUUUAAUUAGAAUAAUAAAAUGAAUAGAAAUCUUUAUAAUAAGAAUAUUAAAAUAAUAUAAAUUAGAACUAGGAUUAAAAUCAAGAUUAAAAAAUAAUUUAUGAAGGAAAUAUAAUUUAAUAGGAACAGAAAAUUGUAGUAACAAAAAUUCAUGAUUAAUAAGAAUAUUCUAUAUAUAAAGAUUAAAUGACUUAAAAUAUUGCUUAUGCCUUUUAUUUAUUACUUUGCAUUUAAAAAGAUCAGUAUUAAAAAUAGGUAAUAUAGUAAUAGAAAUUAAUAGUUAUUAAGGAACUAUAUUAAAAUUUAUUAAAAUUUGAAUAGAGAACAAUAAUGAAAAAACCAUUUUUAACUGAAAAUAGUAUGAUCUUCUUAUUGUCUUUAUUAAAUUAAGAUUAUAAAAUUAAGGACUCUAAUUACUUUAAAUAGAUUUUAGAAAAAGAGAAUUCAUAGGAAUUAGCCAUUUUAAAAGGAAUAAUGUAUAUUUAAUAGAUAAAUGAAAUCAUUUAAGGAUUUAUUGAACGAUUGAGUUAGGUGAUUAUAACAAUGUAUAAUUUUAACAAAAAUGUUCUUCUUGUUUUUGGAUAAGAAUAGAUAGUAUAUUAAGAAGGAAGAUUCAUUAUACCACUUUAAUAUGAGAAUGAUUCAUUUUAUUUAUUUGAAGAAUAUAUUGCUAAAGCUAUAUCAUAAUUAAAAAUGGCAAAUUAUUAAAUGAAUUUAGUUGCUCAAUUAAUACAAUAUUAAGAAAUUUAAGAUAAUUGGAAGUAUUUUGAUUUUAGUUCAAUAAAAACAAUAGAUUUUCAUGAAAUUAUUAUCAAUUCUAAGCAGAAUGUGUUAGAAGAAUUGAUUUUUUUCAAGAAUCUUAUGGAAUAAAAAUUUGAUAAAGUUGGUAUUUAUCAAAUAGAUGAUGUAUUUGCUCCUCAUUAACAUGAAUAAAUUAGAUAAAGUGAUUAGCAAAUAUUUCAAUCUUAGGGACAACCUCCCUCUUUAAUUCAUUAGAGUUAGAGUCAAUCAUAAGGGAUUCAAUUACAAAGAUAAUCAACUUUAAAUCAAUAAUAAAUAAUGAAGGAAGAUUUUCAAUUUAUGUUUGAGCUAUUACCUGAUAAUACUUAUUAAGUUAGAUAGUAAAAGAGAUAUAAAAAUAAAAAAGAAUUAAUAUUUGCUGAAUUUUAUCAUUUCAUUCAACCAUAAGUAGUAAUUAAUUUAAUAAAAUUAUCUGAAGAAGAAUUCAAUAUUAAAUAUAAUGGAAAUGUUGUAAUUUAAAUGAUUAUAUAAGAUUUUUAUAGAUAUAAUGAAUAUUUAAGUAAUAUAAUUGAAUAGAAAUAAUUAUAAGAUUGGAAAUUGGAAUUUCCAUUCUAUAUUAAAAAUUAAAACUUUAUAUUCUAAGAUUAAUUGUUUUCAACAUACAAUAUUUAAAUGAUAUUUACAAAAUUGGUUGCAUUUAUUGAAAAAGUACAGUAAUUAUUGGGUAGAAGUGAAGAUUAAAGUAAAUUGGUAUGGAGAAUAAAUACAAUAUCAUUUUUAGAAGUUAUAGUAAGUAAAUUAGUUUAAAUGUAAUAAAUACCUAAUAAAUUAAUUAAUAUAUAUUCUGUAAUUGAAUUGGUAUUUAAUUGGGAUACAUUGAUUAUGAUUUUACAUUAGUUACUAUAUAAUAAUUUGAUAAAAGCAUAAUAAAUAUUAAAAGUUAUUAGGGGUGUUUAUGUUGAAUUCAAUGAAGAGUAAGGAGUUGAAUUUGUAUAGAAUAAUUUAAAAAAAGGAUUGGAUAAGAUAUUCUAAUUUGGAAAUACUACUUAUCUUCUUUAUAAUCACAUUCUGAUAAUUAGAUUAAAUAUUAGGAUAUGUAAUUAAUAAUAAUAAUAAAUAAUAAUUUAAUAAGAUAAAUAGACUUAAUAAAAUAUUAGAUAUGUAUUUAAACCAGAUCCAUUAAUUUAAGAAUAUUUUCAUAGUAUAAUUAAUGAAUAUGAUUUCUAUAAUUAAAUAUUCAAUCCAGAAUAAUUAGUGUAAUACUUAUUUAAUAAAUUGGAUAUUGAUAGACAUUUAUUGGAUUAUUCAAAUUAAUUGAGUAAAUUAUUAAAUAAAACUAUAACUUUAUCAGUAGAUCAUUAAUCUUUAGCUUCAAUCUUCUAAAGUGAAAUCUCUAAAAUUAAUUAAAAUAAGAAUAGUAAAAGUAGAUUAAAAGAAAUGGAAUAAAUUUGGCAUAUUUUAUUAAAAUUAAAUAAAUAUUUUAAAGAAGAAUUGUAUAAUUAUAUAUUAAAAUAAAUAAAAGAUGAAUAAUUUGAUGAAAUGUUUAAUAUUAGAUUAUCAUGUUUAUUAUCUGCAUUAAGAUAAAAUCAACCAUUAAUGAAUAUAAUUGUAUCAAAUACAAGAUAAUUAUAAUUAAAAUAGAAAUCUAAGAUUUUAUAGAGAUUAUGUUAAGUCACAUAAAAAAAUGAUAUAAAAUUAUCAUAUCAUUUUGGAUUUUAAAUCUCUAAGAAUUAUUAUGUAAAUAAUAGUAAAUUAGGAGAUGUUUGUAUGAUAGUUUAUUGUGAAAAUUAAAAAAAUAAUUUAGUAUCAUGUUAAUUAGUUUAUAAUUCUAAACCAGGACACUUUUUAUUCUCUUAAUUAGACUAAAUGAAUGAAGCACUCUUAACAAAUGAUAGAAUUAAUAGAAAUUAAGCCCAUUAUUCUGGAUAAACUUAUUCUAAUCAUGAACUACUUUAUGUUUAAAUUGAAGACUUAAUAUCAAUAAUACUCUUUCAACCUAUUUGGCCAUCUGAUCCUAUUUUUAAUUAAUCAAUUUUAAAUGUAUUUUUCACUGAUCAAUAUGGAAAUAUAUCAAUAUGUAAUGAACCUAAGUUUGUAACUCUUAUGAGUUAAAUCUAAUGUGAAUAGGAUGAAUUCAAUAAAUAAGAGAAACUUGACAAUCUAUUUGGAUAUGGUCUUGUUUCCUCCUAUAAUGAUUUAAGUUUAACUUAAUUAACUCCAAUUUUCCCAGAUUAAAUCAAUUUCGAUUUUGCUGCCAUCCAUUAAUUAAAGAAAUAACAAUCUUUAAUUUAAGGAUAAACAAUUUAUGUUAGAAUCUAUGGAGAUAAAUUCAAAUUAGAUUCAAUUGAUAUUGCAUCUGUUAGUAUGGCUUGUCACUUUGAAACCAAUAUAAUAGCUCAAUAAUUAUAGAAAAAGUUCAUUAAAUUUCUAAAUGACCAUACUGAAUUGGAAAACAUCUUCCUUCAUUUUGAUGAUUAAUUGAAUUCAAAUCCAAAUUAUUAUUUAAAUUGUAUAAUUGUAGGAGGAACUAUAUUUGAAACAUUUUAAUAUGGUUAUUAAAUAUUUAAAGAUGGAUACUCUUAUCCAAAAUUAAAUAAUUCAUUAUAAUAUCUAUUUGAUAUUUAAUCAAUUUAAAUAUUGAAAAUGAAUUUCAUAAAAACAUUUAUUGAAAAAAUAGAAUUCUAUUUUGAAAAAAGUAAUGAAACUUAAAAAUAACUAAUUCAAUAUGAAAAUAAGAUCUUAAGAUUCUAUACUAUUAUUGAUAAUAAGAAUAAUGUAUAAGUUCCUGAUUCAGAUUAGAUUGCAUAAUUUUUAUUUAACUUAAUAUUGAAAUUCUAGAUCAAUAAAAUGGAAUCCUAUUUUACUUAUGAAAAUUUAAAUAUAGUAGAAGUUAGAGAUAUUUAAGUAGAAAGCAUUAAAACAGUAGUUGAUAUCAUUUUAUUAACAAAAUAUUUCUUUAAAUUAUUGACAUUGAUUGAUUAGGAUAUUAAAUUAUAGGUAUCUAUUUUAGCAUAAAAAGAAAUUAAAACAUAAUACAAAAAUACUAUCUACUAUUUUAUUGAUAAUUAAUCUCAUUUAAUAAUUAAUUAUGAAACCUUUUCUGAUUUUAAUAUCUGUGAUUUCUUCUUAGAUUAUCUUAAUAAAAAUUAAUUUUAUAUUAAUAAUAGAUAUAACGAUAAAAUCAAAUAUGAAAAAUCAGAGAUUAUUAUAGAUAAAUUAGAACUUAAUCCUAAAGAAUUAUUAAGUGGAAUUGAAGAAACAUCUUAAAUUGAAAUAUUAAUAUUUAAUUUAGACAAAGGGAGAUUAAAAGGUUUAGAUAUAAUUUAUCCUAAUUAAUUUGAUUAAAUCUAUCUUAUCUUUAAAGUAGAUGGAAUCCAUCUUAAAUUCUAAACUUUGAAAUCUUGUACUUAUAAACCAUUAAUUAAUUAUUUCUAAUAAAUCACCUAUAUUUAAAAUAUUUGCAAUCCCAUUUAUUUAUUGAUAUUUGAUGUAGAAUCUAAUAAACCUUUGGAUUCUCAAUUAAAUAAAAUAUAAAUAUUAUAAGCUAAAGAAAAGAAAACAACUCUAUCCAAUUUAAUUAAAAAAGAAAAAAAGAAAGGAUAACUUUAAGUUUCAUUCAGAUUUAUAACUAAUAGAACAUUGUUAUUUGAAUUUAUUAGUGAUAAAAUACUAAAAAUCUAAUUAAAUGCUUCACAACCACAUAGUUUAUCUAUAAUUUAAAAUCAAAUAUAAAAUCAAAUUACAUUUGAAUACUAUACUUAAAAUACAUAAGAUUUAAGUAAAACAACUCAUAAAUAAGUAACAAUAGAAGGUAAAGUUAAUAUAAUUGAAAAUGAUUAAAAUGAAAAAGUAACUUUUGGAGUUGGGGAAGCCAAAAUGAUGAAACUUUUAUUAAAAAAGUCAAAUUAAAAAAUGGAUGAAAUACUAUUACAUAAAGAAUGUGAACCUUUAUGUCAUUCUAAAGAUUUAUAAUUAAACAAUACAAUUAAUAUGCUAAGUAAAUAAGAACUUGGAGUGGCAUCAAGAACAGGAUAAGAAAGAAUCGAUUAUAUUGAAUUUAAGGAUAAUUUGGAAAAUCCUAUCAAUAAUUUCUCAUACACUACUCUAGUGUUUGUACAUUCCUUAUUUAAUUAAAUUUAAUAUAUUCCAAAAUAAGAAAGGAUAGGAAUAGGAUUGAAUUUAAUUUGGACUCCAACUUUUAAAGGAGUCUAUAAAUUGUAUAUUGAUGAUAUCAGAAUAAAAGGUAGAUAUGUUAUUUUGGCUAAUACUCCUAGUUUAUAAGAGAGUGAAAUUGAGAUACCUUAAGAAUUAUAAACUAUACCAUUUUAUGAAGAUAUUCCAUUUACAUUUUAAUUAAGAGAUUCUUAUUCAAAUAUUUAUGGUGAUAUUGAAAAUGAUAUUUAUUUAGAUUGUAUAUGUGAAAUUAUAUGUAUUCAAGGAACUACUUUAUAAGUUAAUUUUUAAAAUUUGACUAAAAGUGGAUCUAUGAAUGCAAAAGCUCAUUUUACUCCUGAUGAUGUAGAAGAAAAUGAACGAUUUACAGAAAUAAAGAUUUUGAUUAACAAAGAAAUUAAAAAAAGUAUUAUUUUAUCAUUUUUAUUUUAAAGUAAUACCCAUUAAGAUUUCAGGUGUAUGUUUAGAAAAAAGAAGAAAGAAAUUUGAAGAAGAACUAGAAAAAAGUUUGAAAAAAAUUAAUUAUGAAUUAGUGGUUAGAAGAAUGAAUUUCUUAUAAGAUUUAUUAGUUUUAGCUCAUAAACAGAUGAAUUAUAAUUUCAAUAUUAAAUUUUAAGAUGAACCUGGUAUUGAUGCUGGAGGACUCAAAAGAGAAUUUUAUGAUAUGAUAGGCAAUACUUUAAAAGAUGAUACUUAUAAAUUCUUUUAACCUGUUCAAGGAAAUUUGGGGAAAUAUUUUCUGCAUAAUAAUUUUAACAAAAUAAAAAAUAAAAAUAAAUAUGCUUUAUUAUUUGGAAAAGUAUUAUUUAUUAUUUAAUUAUAUAUUUAUAGUUAAUUGCUAAUGCAAUAGCAAAUAAUUAUAUAAUUGGAAUUGAUAUUAUAAGCCCAUUUUGGAAAGUUGUUUAUGAUGAAAAAAUUGUAUUUGAAGAUCUAUUCUUAAUUUGGGAUAAAUAAACAUAUACCAAUUAUGCUAAUCUUAGAGAUAUGAGUCAUGAGACAUUAGAAUCUCUAUAUUUGGAUUUUACUUAUUAAAUAGGAAAUUCUACUAUUGAGUUAAUUCCAAAUGGAACUACAAUGUCUGUGAAUUCAAAUAAUGUUCAUUAAUAUUUAGACAAAACAGCAGAAUAUAUUAUUUAUAAAUAAUUUAAAGAAAUUUAUGAAUCUUUUAUUGAAGGAUUUACAGCUGUUGUUGAUUUAAAGGUAAUUUCUAAUUUAAUUUAUUUUAAGAUUUUCUAAAAGUGGUUGAAACCUUCUGAAAUAUCAUUACUUACACAAGGAUUACUUGAAAUUAAACCAGAUGUUAUUUUACAAAAGAUAUCAUAUCAUGGAGGUAAGGCAAAUCACAAAUCUUACUUUGAAACAUAUAUCAAUCAAGCAGAUCCAUAAACAUUAAAGAACAUGUUAAAAUUUAUUACUGGUUGUUUAUUCAAUUUUAUUUUUAGGUUCCUCUGCUAUUCCAUUUGAUUAAAGUUCAUAUAUAAUAUCAGUUGAAUUCAAAAGUAAUUUGGAUAUUCGAAAAUUGCCUUUAGCUCAUACAUGCUUUAAAUCAAUUGAAGUUCCUUUGUAUACAAAUUAUGGAUAAAUGAAAUAAAAAUUAGAUAUUGCCUUUACUAUUGGUUUAGAAGGAUAUGGAUUUGGUUGA